Molecule: messenger RNA, 1080 nt
Organism: Insectozyma verbasci
Lineage: Eukaryota; Fungi; Ascomycota; Pichiomycetes; Serinales; Debaryomycetaceae
Source: the annotation of a GenBank genome assembly
AUGGCUUCUUCAAAUAAUGGAAUUAGUAAUAAGGAAACUAGAAAUACAAAACCAACAAAGAUCAAUCUAGAUUCAUUGAAUCAUAAAAUACCGAAUAUAAAUGAUAUAUCGAUAGUUUCACCACAACUAACCCCAAGUAAAUUACCUUCCUCAACUGAGUUAAACAAUUUGAACAAAUCAGAGUUAAAUUUAUCACCAAAGCAACCACCAAUAAUUUCCAAAGAAGCUAGAGAUCAAUGUGGUUUACCUGAUGACUUACCCACGGUCAAAUGUUUAGCGAGAGCAAGAAUACCUACUACAAAAGGAGAAGAAAUAUUCUUACAUAUUUUUUGGAACUCAUUAGAUAAUAAGGAACAUCUUGCAAUUGCAUUUGGAGAAAAUAUUAGAUCGAGAUCAUUAUUCAAACAAAAACCGAAUGAAACUCAACAAGAUAGAAUGACAAGAGGUGCAUAUUUAGGUAAAUUAAUACCAGGUAGAACUACCGCAGAUACAGAUCCAACAACUGGUCAAUCAUUAACAUUUGAUUCUCAAGGUAAUUUAAUUAUCGACGAAUUAACAUAUCAAGAUCAAGCUUUAGUUAGAAUACAUUCAGAAUGUUAUACUGGAGAAACUGCAUGGAGUGCCAGAUGUGAUUGUGGUGAGCAAUUUGAUGAGGCAGGUAGAUUAAUGGGUGAAUUAGGUCAUGGAUGUAUAGUAUAUUUAAGACAAGAAGGUAGAGGAAUUGGUCUUGGAGAAAAGUUAAAAGCUUAUAAUUUACAAGAUUUAGGUGCUGAUACGGUUGAAGCUAAUUUAAUGUUGAGACAUCCUGCUGAUGGUAGAAAUUUUUCAUUAGCAACUGCGAUUUUAUUAGAUUUGGGUUUGAUUGAAAUUAAAUUAUUAACUAAUAAUCCUGAUAAAAUAUUAGCCGUUGAAGGUAAACAUCAAGAAGUUAAAGUAAUUGAAAGAAUUCCAAUGAUUCCAUUAAGUUGGAGAUUAGAUUCUGAAAAUGAAAUUGGAAUAAAAUCAAAAGAAAUUGAAGGAUAUUUAAGUACAAAAAUAGAAAGAAUGGGACAUUUAUUAGAAAAACCAAUAAAGAUAUAG